AUGGGUCAGAGCAUGUCAUGGCUGUCUAGCCUGUCCAACCUCUUUUGGACAAAGAAGGAGAUCCGCAUUCUGAUAUUGGGCCUCGAUAAUGCCGGAAAGACAACACUACUAUACAGGCUCAAGAUUGGCGAGGUAGUAACCACGAUACCAACAAUCGGUUUCAACGUCGAAUCAGUCACAUACAAGAAUCUCAACUUCAAUGUGUGGGAUCUGGGUGGUCAGACCAGCAUCCGCCCGUACUGGAGGUGCUACUAUGCGAACACGGCGGCGGUAAUAUUCGUUGUUGACUCGACCGAUAUGGAGCGAUUGCAAACCGCGGCGGACGAGUUGGCCGCUAUGUUGAACGAGGAAGAGCUGAAGGACGCUGCCCUUUUGGUGUUUGCCAACAAGCAAGAUCAGCCAGGUGCAAAGGGGGCGGCAGAUAUCUCUCAGGCUCUCCGCCUGGGCGAGCUAAGGGACAGGAACUGGAGCAUCAUGGCCUGCAGUGCAGUGGAGGGGACAGGCAUCACAGAGGGCAUGGAUUGGUUGGUGCAAACCGUAAAAGAGGAGUAGUGGCCAAAGCAGGGAAUGCGCAAACAUCACCACCGGCUUUGAGAUGACGAGGAGAAUCUGUACAACAACAAAUGACAACAACAUCAACAUUCGGGAAUAGGUCGUACCGACGGAAUUACAUACCGGCACAUGACUUGGGUAUAUCGGAUACGUAUGGCGGCGGCAGGCCGGGUUUCUCGGCGUUCUUGGGGGUUAUGUCCCGUGGUGGUUGGUACCAGCGGAUGCCUUGAUGACAAACAAAACGACAUAAGGGUUCAGAGAUUUCUGCCUACAUAUAUCAGCUUACGAGCUUUCUAUAGCCUUCUUUUAAUUAAUGGACUGGCUCCGGCGACUAUUCAACGUCGGAUCGUCGGGUAUUGAGACU
Neurospora tetrasperma FGSC 2508 is the source of this 916-nucleotide messenger RNA. Its product is annotated as ADP-ribosylation factor 1. Gene Ontology annotation, cellular component: cytoplasm; Golgi apparatus. Bases 1 to 552 code for a protein of 183 amino acids. The transcript has 3 exons. Lineage: Eukaryota; Fungi; Ascomycota; Sordariomycetes; Sordariales; Sordariaceae. The record is from RefSeq and is a predicted model, not a curated record. Gene Ontology annotation, biological process: vesicle-mediated transport; intracellular protein transport. Gene Ontology annotation, molecular function: GTP binding; GTPase activity.